AUGAAGAGAGCUUUGGCACAGAGGGCGAAAGAAAGCGGAAUGACGAAUGGCGUUGGUCCUUCGUCACCGAAGCAGCCGCUGUCAAUAAAUACUCAGGAUCGCUCUUCUGAGGGACAAUUGUCUGUCUCGGAUCUCCCCGAAAAGUCUCUAUCGUCCACACCCACGUCUCGUCUUGAGGCACUGAAACAAUCCUCAAACAGUGUUUCUUCACCAAGACCGAGCUCAUCAUCACCAAGACCAAAGAAGAGAGCAAGAGAAUCCAUUGUCAAGUUGGAAGAGGAGGGAGAAGACGACUCCAAUGCUUCCUCGUUUUACCUACGACACCAAAACCGUGCCUUGGCAAGUGAACUGCGAAUGCUUCAAUAUGAACUCAGUCGACUGGAACGAGAAAGGGACUAUCGGAGAUCGCAAUGUACACAGGCUGUCCAAAUUUUGAACUCGUUACAAGCUACAUGGACACAAAUGGAGUCUGCUCUGCAAUGCGGGCAUCCAUCACAGAAAGCGAAUUCUUCGAUAGCCGCUGAAAAUGAUGCCCCACCAAGCACAGGAUCAGGGAGCUCUGUAGAAUUAAUAGGAGCGCUGCUGAAUUCUCUGGCAGUGUUGGGAACGACUCCUGGCAAAAAGGGACGAAUACGGGGACACGGGGACGAAGAUUUGAGCGAGGUGAAACCUCACGAUUUCAUGGACGAAGAUGGUACGAAGCAACUGGACGAUUUGCUUCGGAUAACCGACAAUGUAUCGGAACGUGCACAGAUUCUGCAAAAAUGGAUUUGGGCAGUCCUGGACGAAGUCAAUUCCUCAACAAACGAACGACACAUAGACCUCAACAAGCCAGGAAUUGAGCAUGAUCAGAAAGUUGCAAAUCUUAACGCAAUGAAUAGCACACUAAAGGAGCAGAUAGCGGAGUUGUCAACUUCAAGAGACGAAAUGUCAAAAUCCGACAAGCGUGUACGGCGGGGGUUGUAUCGACUCGCUGCUGGACGCGUCAAACUACAGGAAGUCUUGAAAGAAAUUGUCGUUACUGAUGAAGACAAAGAAGCUGCGGCAAAAUGGAUGGAAGAAACACCUAUUGUUCCAGCGGUACAAGAAACUACUGCAACUAGCACGGCUUCCAACAAUGCAGCGGACGGGGAAAACAAAACGGCUGAUACUGCUGCAAUGGCCGCUCUUUCAAAGAAAGUCGAUGAAUUGCAAGAAAUCGCCAAAUCAAGAGACGCCGAAAUCAAAAAGCUCCUCGAACAAAAGGAAGAGCAAAUAAGGAAGAUCAACAGCCUCAUAUUAAACACUAAGGUCGAUGAUGCCAAAUCACUUUCUGAACAACAGAUAAAGCAGUCAGAUUUUUACGCCGAAUUGACGGCAAAGCUAAUGACAAGUGAAAGAAAAGCCCAAUCAACAAAUGACAAACUCGGGAAGCUGACGAAGGAAUGGAGUCAAGCGAUGGCCGACACACAAGCAACGCAAAAAGCUAUGGAAGAUAUGCAGUUGAAACAUUUAAAGAAAUGGAAGGAUUUCUCUGACGACACGGAGAUGGAUGAAGACGGAAAUGGCGAUAAUACUGGCGGACCAAUUGGUGCUGAAGAAACGAUCACGCUGCAGCACAAAUUGAAACAAGCCAUUGAGAAUGUUCGCCAAGCAGAAAUAACAAGGCAAUCCUUGGAUGAGGCUGUCACCAUGAAUCAAACAUUGCAAUCAAAGUUAGAUGAAGUCAAGACAAAGUACUCGGCCCUUCAAAUAAGCCGUUCAAGUGGAAAUGGAUCCAAUAGCCAGUCGGCAUCAGCAUCAGCAUCCACCGCUGGUCCAUCAACUCCAAAACAAAGGCAUUCAUCACUGGGAUCGAGUUCUACUCCAUCUGGCGAAAAAAGUGAGGGUAGCGAAAAGCACGAAAGAGAUGCAGCGAAGCUGCACAAGGACUACCGAAAAGUUCGCAAAGAGCUUGCUGCUGCGAUUGCUUCAAAAGAAGCUGCAAAAGCGAAGCUCGCAACCAGCGAGCGGGAAAGGCACAGCUUGAGUUUAGCGAAUUCGCGGCUUCUGAAACAGGCAGCAGAGCGUGACGACGUGAAUGCGAAAUCGUUGUCGACAAUCUUGCAUUUGAAGCAGCUUACGGAUCAAAUGUCCAAGGAGAAAGAAAACCUCGAGAAUCAAAUCAAAAGUUCUCAGCAAGUGGCCCUUGCAGCACGGUUGGCAGCAAAUGCUCGGGAACGAGUCACUGAAGAAUUUGAGAAAGCGCGAAAGGAACUGGGCCUCCAAGUUAAGGAGUGGGAGGAGAAGUUCGAUAGCGUGUCGAAAGACAAAGAAAUUUUGGAAGGAAAACUGGCCCAGCAAAAGGCUGUGAUGGCAACCGCACUCAAGGAUGCUGAGAAAUCAAAGAAGAGAUGCGACGAACUUGUGUCGGAGUCUACCAAUCUUGAGGAUGAAAAACGGCAACUGAAGGAGUCUCUUGCUGUUGCAAAACAUGAAGCGGCAAAGGCUUCAAGUGCUGCAAAUCAUUCGAGCAGUCUUGUGGAUAAUUCCCAUGGUGGCAUGGGAAGUUCGUCCUCGGGAUUCACGGUAGAUCAGCUCUCUACCCAAGUUUCUGUUCUGAAGAAUCGACUCGUAUGCCCUGUUUGCAAUGUUCGCGACAAAACCUGCAUUCUACUACGGUUGUCCUCCAUGGUCCAUUUUAAUCCUUAUUUUUUCACAAUUCUCUUGGUCGAUCCUCCUUCUAGCCUUUCAUUUUUCUUGUUAUACGAUUUGGGAAUCCCUUUGAUGGAUGUGAGCUUCCAGCUGUCGGCUUUCACGAAACAUCCAACGAAAUCAGUGUCACAAAACACAUUCAACCUGACAGAGAAAACGAUGAGAGUCUCGGUUUUAGCCUUGUCCCUUUCUCUUUUGGCGGGAAACUCAGAUGCCUUCAGCCCUCUACAUUUAUCAAAGGUAUCCAGUGCAUUGAGAAGUGGAAACAACCUACACGAGUUCGACUAUUUGCUGAAUGAAGAUGCGUCAAUCUUCACUCAACAGCAAUCUCGUUCGAGACGCCGAGUUCAAUUGAACGAUGAUAGAGCAACCGUUUUCACAAGCAGUAUUGCUCCUUCAGCGGAUGUUGCGGAAGAGCUGAUGGCAGAAUCUAUGGAAGGCGACGUAGACCCAUAUGCUGAAAUGGGAUUGGAACAAAUCAAUGCACAGGCAGUGAAGAUCCAACAAGAAGACCAAUCAAUGUCACAGAAAAUGGAAAACAGACUAAAGGAAAUGGAUUUUCAAGAUGUUUGCACAACAUUAAUUCUUCCGUCCAUCCUUGCAUUCGCUGGGUUGAGAUGGGGGUUUAACAAAGCUGCGGGCCGUGUUGAAGAGAAGAAGGACGCCACUCUUGAUAGCUUUGCCAGCGAAAUGAUCUAUCACGAUGGAGACUUCGAGGAAAUGAAGCUAUGUUAUUCGGAUUACAGCAAGAAACUUAUGUUUCUGGGUCCCGCCAAAUCGAAUGCUAUGUUAAAGAGAUACUUGGAAACCUAUGCCAAGAAGAGAACAGUGAGCCCUCAAGCCAUCAGUUCUUUGUCCUAUGUUUUCACUUUGUUCAAGCUGUCGGAGGAGAAAGCAGGUCAACUAUUGGUCUCACUUUGCAGGGAUAUGGGAGACACAAAACUCAGCAGUGCGGGGAAGCUUCUGUUUUUCGGUAGUAGAAUAUUGAAGAGCCCCGAGGGAAAAGCUGCGUUGCAACCAGUUAAGGACAUGAUCAAGGCAUCAUACAGAGAGGAAGCAGUGGCCGAAACAAUGGUCGAGACGUCUCAACAAGCGAUGGCUGAAGCAGCUUAUAGAUCCGCCGUCCUUGCUGCCGGAAAAGAUCAAGAAACCUUGACGAUUGGGUGGGAAGUUCUUGGCUUGACAAAGGAAGUUGCAACUCGCAUCUUUGAAGACGAAGCAAAGGAGGGUUUCCUUUCUGAACGCGAAAAGAUGUAUGGAGGCCAAUCACAAAGAUACGACUCCAAAGGUAAUAAACUAGAUAAGGAGGGCAAGUUGACGGAUGCAGAAGCUCAAAAGGCAGCCGAAGAGGAAGCAAAGCAAGAAAGUGAACCUGCUAGCAACGUAUACGAAUGCUCCGAGUGUGGCUUCACCCUAUUCAUUGCAAAGGGUCGCGAAUUCAAAUUUUACGGUGAAGACUUCAAGUGCCCAGAAUGUGGAGCAGGCAAAGACAAAUUCAAAGCAAAGGAUUUGGAGGGAUAG
This is a messenger RNA of Cylindrotheca closterium, 4194 nucleotides long. Lineage: Eukaryota; Bacillariophyta; Bacillariophyceae; Bacillariales; Bacillariaceae. The record is from the annotation of a GenBank genome assembly.